UGUCCCACAAUUUUGUGUUGUCAUUUGCAUUUGUCAGUUUAUCACUGUUUUCUUGUCUGAAAAUUUUAAAUAAUUUUCUCUAAUAUACCUCAAUAUCUCUUCAUAAUUUUAGAAUUAAUCUGAAGUGAAUAAAAAAUGUCAGCACAAAAUUCGCCGGUUAAGGCAUCAAGAUCGUCAAGCAUCAUUGAAACAGCGGAAGAUUUCGAUAAUCAGGAUACUUUGUUAAAACAUGUUGAUAUAUCAAUCGUUGAGUCAGAGAAACGUGCUAAUGGCACAUUACACGUUCGAGAUCACUACACUGUGUAUUUAAUCGAUCUCAAAGUGACAGAUCCAGACUACAAGCUAGUUCAAUCAAAGAUUAGUACAAUAUGGAGGAGAUAUACAGAGUUUGAACAGAUACAUGAUUACUUGUUAGUCACAUAUCCACACGUUAUCAUACCACCACUACCAGAAAAGAGGGUAUUGUAUGCGUGGAGAAAAUCAGACACUACAGAUCCAGAAUUCGUGGAGAGGAGACGUGCUGGGCUGGAGAACUUCCUGUUGCGUGUCGCCUCGCACCCUCGCCUCUGCUUCGACGACCAGUUCAUAAACUUUCUACAGGAGGAACACGGCUGGCGAGAGACGAUCACGGAUAGUGGGUACAUACUGCAAGCUGAAAAUAAGUUAAAAUCAUUGUCAGUAUCAAUCAGGCUAAAAAAGCCUGAUCCAGAAAUUGAAAGUGUAAAAAAUUAUGGAAAGCAACUAGAAACUAAUUUAGGAAACUUUCUUUACACAAGGUCAAAAAUAAUAGAAAAGAACUAUGCUCUUUGUAAACUCCAUGCUAAUUACGGAAAGCUGUUUAGUGAGUGGAGUGUCAUAGAGAAGGACAUGGGUGACGGACUGCAGAAAGCGGGACAUUAUUUUGAUUCGAUAGCGGAUAGCAUAGACUCUGUGGCGGAGGACGAGGAGCAGCUGGCGGACCAGCUGAAGGAGUACCUGUUCUACGCGGGCGCGCUGCAGCAGCUCUGCAGCAACCACGAGACGCUGCAGCGGGCGCUCGAGAACGCGCAGGACACGCUCAACAACAGGGUGUCUGAGCGCAGUCGCGCGGCGGCGGGCAAGUCGGGGCUGAUGUCGCGCCUGUUCGGGACCACGGACCCCGACAUCGUGCGCGACCAGACCACGCGCGCGCUCGACGCCAAGAUACUCUCCGACAGGGACGCCAUCGAGAAGUCCAAGACUGAUCUAGAAGAAUUUACCAAAAAGGCAUUGACGGAAAUAGAGUUUUUCCAAAAACAAAAAGACAAAGAUCUCCACGAGUCACUCGUUAGUUUUAUAACCCUACAAGUAAAGGCUGCGAAAAAGAACUUACAAGCAUGGACGCAGAUCAAAGAAUGCCUGCAGAACAUGCCUUAAGAUCCACCAAGGAGUUUUAUACCAAAUGUACCUACCUUUUUGUACGUAAUCGCGUUAGUCUAACUACUUUUCUAUCUCACUUUAUAAGUAGAAAUUGUUUAGUUUCAAAACGGCGUAAGUGUAUUUAGUUAUUCCGUAGAAAUAACAAUAUUUAUUGUUGAGGAUAAUAGCUAGGCUUGAUUCGAAUUAGGAAUUGUGAAUUACACUUUACAGAAAGGUGCUUAAUAGUAGUAUUUUCGACUUACUAAAUGUCAAAAGUUUGAUACGCAUAAUGAGAGCUUGCUCUCAAGUUGGAAUUUGAUGGUUCAGACGCGUACGACUUACGCCGUUUUGAUAUUGACCAGAAUAUUUUCACACGUGAUGAUUUAUGUGGAUUUUACUCAUUAUAAAUUUAAAGUGUGUCUUAUUAUAGCUCAACAAAUAUAUUAUUAUUUCGUCUAGAUGUCACUGGCCGCAAUAAUUUAGUCAAAUCACAUAAAUAUUUUUAAAUUUAACAUCGAAAGUCGUAUUAAAACGAUGAUUAUAACAUAGUAUGUAAGAGAUUUUUAAAGAUUUCAUUCUAUAUAUAUUAAAGUUUUAAUAUAAUCUCUAUAUUUUAAUCAAAUAUAAUUUUGGAUAAAUUGACAAAUGUAAAAAGAGCUUCGAAGGGCUUACUAAGAAGUAAGGGGCAGGGGUUGUCAGUAAUGCCAUUGGCUUAGCGGUGCUUUACUUUCAUCCUAUUGGUUCGGCGAUUAGUUGCUCACCCCCUUUUCUUGCGCUUAAGAAAGAGCUCUUUUUACUUGCGUCGAACUAUAAAUCGUAACUCAUUCCAUAUCAAUGCAGAUCUUAUAAAACACGUAUAGUGAUGUGAUUAAAAUCCAAAUAGUAUUUAUCGAUUCUAAUAAUCGUGCGUUUCCUACGAUACUGUAAUUCUAUGUACCUAUGUAAUUGACACCUAAAUGUUCAAAUUUAAUAAAGUAUGUUCAGACUUCAGUUCUAGGGGCCAAUGUAAAUUUCUGGCGAAAGAUAUGUUAGAUAACAAUUUAAUAACUUCGGCUGUUUAUAGACGAGGCAAUUAAAGUCACAGACACUCAAUAAUUCUAAUUCCAUGUUCACAAUUUAUGUCUGUAUGUGUACAAUUUGUGUAUGUAUGUAUGAUUCUACGUCACAACGACAGAGAUGGAUAGAGACAGAAUCUCUAAACGACGACUUGUGUCCGAGGGUUUGUGAUCUCGGCGAUUAUGUUUGCAGUUCGCACAUAGCUUGCAUUGGAAAGGACAAAGUCGAGACUUGCAUUGCCUCGUAUAUGAACCGUCUUACUAAAUCUUUGUACAUAGCAUUGUAAUAAAAAAGUGUUCUAACUUUCUAAAUUCUCAGUGAUAUUUGUAAUGUUUAGUAGAUAUAACUUCUGAAAAAUACAUUUUUACUAUACAAGUUUAAAGACAUAAUAAUGUUACACUAAUAAAAAGUAACAGAAAAUGACAGAAUAUAAAUGGUACAUUUUAUAACAUUAAUUUUUACUUUUGUUAGCAAAGAAAACCAAAGGCGUAUAGUGUAAUGUCAUACCUGUGGUAAAUAUAUCUCAAGAUUCUUCAUAAUAAUAUAUUCUUCAUCAUAACGUACUGUAUCUGUCCAAUGAAUUGAUAAGAGAUGCAAAUACGAUAUUACCAACAAUGAUGUCUAUGGAAUUUAUAAGAAAUAUUUCUAACCUUUUUUCAUGUUAAUAAGCUACAGAUACCAUUACGUUAGAAAAUCUUUUAAACUAAAGUCGGAUUGGUUACACUGUUUUUAUCUAGAGAACGGUUGCAUAUAAAAAUUAGCAAUGUUUAAUUUCACAUAUUUUGUACACGGGUGAGACCCCACGAGCAUGAAAUCAGUUCAGCUAGUUAUGUUAUAAAAACAUUAAUGAAUUAUAAAAGCAGACGUGACCCCUUGGAUUAACAUUUCAGGUAACUCAAAAUUAUCUCGGAAUUACUUUUAUCGUAAACUUCAUAUCAACUAAUUAAUUAAAGCUACGGGUAACAGAUAUUUACAAAGGAAAUCAGUAAACUAGCCUUACGAUAUCUUCACUUCAUAACCCCGUUCUGAAAGGAUAGCCGUCAGUUUUAUAGAUAUUACCCCUACUUGAUUAUAACUCUGUGAUUGUAUUAUAUUGUAAAAUUAUAUCUAUUACAUUGUUUGUCAA
Messenger RNA from Trichoplusia ni (cabbage looper), 3559 nucleotides. RefSeq names its product sorting nexin-4-like. The transcript is spliced from 10 exons. NCBI's taxonomy places the organism in Eukaryota, Metazoa, Arthropoda, Insecta, Lepidoptera, Noctuidae. The coding region runs from base 136 to 1395 and encodes 419 amino acids. Gene Ontology annotation, biological process: protein transport. The record is from RefSeq and is a predicted model, not a curated record. Gene Ontology annotation, molecular function: phosphatidylinositol binding.